AUGUGCCAGACAACCGGUAACUCCUCAUCCACGGAACGGGCAACUCUAAGUGCUGCCGCCAGAGCCCAGGUGCCAGACCACCCCGCCGCUCAGGAAGCCCUCGAAGUCGCUCUCAACUCCCUCUCGCCAUCCCUCUUCAACCACAGCCUCCGUCUGUACAUCUACGCUCAAGCAUUUCUCAACUCAUCAUCGGCCGGCCUUCCUGGUUCCCACGAGGCCUUCAAUGGAGUUCCGCUCGAGCCCCACGUGCUGUUCGUAGCCUGCAUCUACCACGAUCUAAGCACCAUCGAAAAGUACGACAACAACCCCAAGCGCUUCGAGAUUGUCGCCGGCGAUGAAGCCGUAGCUCUCCUCCUCCGCCAUGGGGAGUCCGAGUCCGUUGCCAGAGAGGCCUGGCUUGCCAUGUCUCUGCACACGACCCCCCAUAUCCCGGAGAACCUCGGAGGAGCCGUGCAAGCUCUCCGGCUGGGCAUCCGGACGGAGUUCCGCGGAUUCGAGUUGCAAAAGGAUAGUCUCUCAGAGGAGCAGUGGAGGGUUGUGAAGGAAGAUUUGCCGCGGCUUGAGAUAGAAAAGGACUUGUCGGAUGCGGUUGUCCGACAGGCGCUUGCUACAGAGGAGAAAGCGCCGCGGAUGACUUGGGCGGGAGAGCUGCUGAAGUGGAAGAAGGCGAAUCCAGAUUACCAGGGCACCAACCAAGCCUUUUAA
Trichoderma citrinoviride is the source of this 705-nucleotide messenger RNA. RefSeq lists its product as hypothetical. Bases 1 to 705 code for a protein of 234 amino acids. The record is from RefSeq and is a predicted model, not a curated record. Lineage: Eukaryota; Fungi; Ascomycota; Sordariomycetes; Hypocreales; Hypocreaceae. The transcript has a single exon.